This is a messenger RNA of Camellia sinensis, 1254 nucleotides long. NCBI's taxonomy places the organism in Eukaryota, Viridiplantae, Streptophyta, Magnoliopsida, Ericales, Theaceae. The record is from RefSeq and is a predicted model, not a curated record.
AUGACCAUUGCAAAUAACAUCAAGGCCUCCUUACCUCAAACUGUUAAUGCAUUGGAAUACUUAAAGGCUGCUGAAGAUCGAUUUAGAUCUGCUGACAAGUCACUUGCUGGCACUAUUAUGGCCGAAUUGACAACAAUGAAAUAUGAUGGCAACAGAGGAGUUCAAGAUCACAUCCUCAAUAUGGCUGACAAAGUUGCAAAGCUUAAAACUUUAGGAAUGCAAGUUGACGAAACUUUCCUCGAGGAAGUGAGGUUGAGGGAGGAAGGACGUCAAACUGCAUUGGUUGUAACUCAUGGAGCUAUAAAGAAAAAGAAGGUAACUUCUAAUACGUGGUGGAUUGACUCUGGGGCCACGACCCACAUUACAAAUGACAUGCAGGGAUACCUCUCAACCAGGAAACCGAAGGAAAGUGAAAGAUUUGUCUAUAUGGGGAACCGUCUCAAAGCUGAAGUCGUAGCUGUAGGAACCUAUCGAUUGAUCUUAGAGACAGCAGAGGCAAGAAUCUUCAACCCACAAGAGAAAAACUUGGACUCAAGAACAAUAUCUAGAUAUUUCAUUGGUUAUCCAGACAAGUCUAAAGGGUACAAAUUUUAUUGUCCUAAUCACAGUAUGAGGAUAGUAGAGACUGGUAAUGCUAGAUUCCUAGAGAAUGGUGAAAUUAGUGGGAGUGAGAAAACACGAGUGGUGAAUUUCGAGGAAAUUAGGGUAGAUAUGCCAACAUUUGACCCUUAUCGAAAAAUUGUUGUUCCUCAGACUAUUCCACAGGCUGAGGGAAACGAACAACAUAAUGAAAAUCCUUCACCACCUCAUGUUUCACCAUUUCAUGAAGAUACCACCAUUGAAAAUAUUGUAGAACCACCACAACCGGCCGUUCUGAGAAGAUCUCAGAGGGAAAGAAAGCCUGUCAUUCCAAAUGAUUACAUGGAAAAUGCAGUUGAUCAGUGCAUAUAUUUGAAGGUUAGUGGGAGCAAAUUCAUAAUGUUGGUGCUAUAUGUGGAUGACAUUUUGUUAGCUAGUAAUGACCUUGACUUAUUGCAUAAAACCAAGGAAUAUCUCUCCAAGAACUUUAAAAUGGUCGAUAUGGGUGAGGCAAACAAUGUUAUUGGUAUAGAGAUCUUUAGGGAUCGAUCUCGAGGAUUGCUAGGACUAUCUCAAAAAGGAUAUAUUGAUCGUGUUUUGGAGAGAUUCAAUAUGCGGUUUUGUUCAGUCGGUGAUGCACCCAUCAUGAAGGGUGAUAAAUUAAGUGAAAAAUAG